Messenger RNA from Hevea brasiliensis (rubber tree), 1230 nucleotides. RefSeq names its product diacylglycerol O-acyltransferase 3. The transcript has 2 exons. Lineage: Eukaryota; Viridiplantae; Streptophyta; Magnoliopsida; Malpighiales; Euphorbiaceae. Bases 126 to 1115 code for a protein of 329 amino acids. The record is from RefSeq and is a predicted model, not a curated record.
CUUCCUUGAGCUAAUCUUCUCCUUGUGUGAAUUAAAAAGAAAGCGCAAGAUAUCGUACUCCUAAAGUUUUUACGAAGGAUCCAAUCCGUGUCGCUUACUCAUACCCAGAGAGAUUCCAGGCAGGCAUGGAGGUCUCCGGCUUCGCUUUACGCCAGCCAUCCUGCUUUCCCUUCGGUGCGGACGUUGGAACUUGUAAUGCCCAAUCUUCUUCAAGGCCAUCUUUUUGCGGUGUUUCUUUGAAACCCAGAAAAGCAUGUAGGGUUUUGAAUUCUUCAGAGUUUAGAGAUAACGGGCAUCUGCAGCAUUACCAUGGAGGAGAGAAUAAGAUGGAGAAAAAAUCUGUUAAGAAAAAGUUGAAAUUACUAAAAGGCUUAUAUAAGGACUUGUCCAUGUUUUCUCGGCUGGGUGUUGAUGAUGCUUUGGUAGAUCAAGGUCAGGCCGAGUUGCUUUCGGAAGCAGCACAAGGAUUAAUGAAACAGCUGCAAGAGUUGAGAGCAAAGGAGAAGGAAUUGAAGAGGAAGAAGAAAGAAGAGAAGGCGAAGCUUAAAGCCAAAAGGAUUGAUUGUGAAUCAUCCACAUCUGAAUCCAGUGACAGCGAAUGUGGCGAGUUGAUCGACAUGAGCCGCUUGAGAAGUGAAGCUUUUCCGGUUGCACAACCGAUGCUAGCUGAUUUCCAGCAGCAAGAAGUAACUUCAACCCUCACGAUCUUGCCAGCCCAAAAAUUGAAAGCAAUUGGCGCGUCACCAAAUCUUGAAAAAGAAUGGUGCGUUGAGCCAAGUGUUUGUUGCGAUGACAGGAAUAGCUCAGCAAAGAGAAUUGAGGUAUGCAUGGGUAACAAGUGCAAGAAGGCUGGGGGCGCGGCAUUGUUGGAGGAAUUAGAGAGGGUCGUGGGUGUAGAGGGGGCAGUCGUCGGCUGCAAGUGUAUGGGCAAGUGCAGGGACGGGCCUAAUGUGAGGGUCCGAAAUUCCAUUGACGAGAGAAAUAUAGGUGAUUCUGUUAGAACUCCGGCCAACCCUCUCUGCAUUGGUGUUGGUUUGGAGGAUGUAGGUGUUAUCGUGGCCCAUUUCUCUGGGGAGGAUAAACAGUUGGGGCUGGCCCAUGCAUCUCAUACUUAAAGGAGUGCGUUUUCGGCUUGCUUUGUAGGGUUAAUCCUCCGUUUUACUACAAGUGUGAAAUGUAGAUGUGGAUUGGCAAAUAUAAUAGAUUUUUAUUUGUCAUGAUUUUGCCUAA